Bufo gargarizans (Asiatic toad) is the source of this 3970-nucleotide messenger RNA. Its product is annotated as radixin-like. Gene Ontology annotation, molecular function: actin binding; cell adhesion molecule binding. The transcript is spliced from 13 exons. The record is from RefSeq and is a predicted model, not a curated record. Gene Ontology annotation, cellular component: microvillus; cytoskeleton; apical part of cell. Gene Ontology annotation, biological process: regulation of cell shape; positive regulation of protein localization to early endosome; regulation of organelle assembly. The coding region runs from base 13 to 3480 and encodes 1155 amino acids. NCBI's taxonomy places the organism in Eukaryota, Metazoa, Chordata, Amphibia, Anura, Bufonidae.
AGUGCUCUGGUCAUGAAGGGGGUUUCACCUAGCGGGGCUGAAGUGGUUAAAGGACGGGGCUCCCUCUCAGGAGCCGGGGGCUCGUGUCCGUUACAGGACGGGGCUCCCUCUCAGGAGCCGGGGGCUCGUGUCCGUUACAGGACGGGGCUCCCUCUCAGGAGCCGGGGGCUCGUGUCCGUUACAGGACGGGGCUCCCUCUCAGGAGCCGGGGGCUCGUGUCCGUUACAGGACGGGGCUCCCUCUCAGGAGCCGGGGGCUCGUGUCCGUUACAGGACGGGGCUCCCUCUCAGGAGCCGGGGGCUCGUGUCCGUUACAGGACGGGGCUCCCUCUCAGGAGCCGGGGGCUCGUGUCCGUUACAGGACGGGGCUCCCUCUCAGGAGCCGGGGGCUCGUGUCCGUUACAGGACGGGGCUCCCUCUCAGGAGCCGGGGGCUCGUGUCCGUUACAGGACGGGGCUCCCUCUCAGGAGCCGGGGGCUCGUGUCCGUUACAGGACGGGGCUCCCUCUCAGGAGCCGGGGGCUCGUGUCCGUUACAGGACGGGGCUCCCUCUCAGGAGCCGGGGGCUCGUGUCCGUUACAGGACGGGGCUCCCUCUCAGGAGCCGGGGGCUCGUGUCCGUUACAGGACGGGGCUCCCUCUCAGGAGCCGGGGGCUCGUGUCCGUUACAGGACGGGGCUCCCUCUCAGGAGCCGGGGGCUCGUGUCCGUUACAGGACGGGGCUCCCUCUCAGGAGCCGGGGGCUCGUGUCCGUUACAGGACGGGGCUCCCUCUCAGGAGCCGGGGGCUCGUGUCCGUUACAGGACGGGGCUCCCUCUCAGGAGCCGGGGGCUCGUGUCCGUUACAGGACGGGGCGCCUUCUCAGGAGCCGGAGGCUCGUGUCCGUUACAGGACGGGGCUCCUUCUCAGGAGCCGGAGGCUCGUGUCCGUUACAGGACGGGGCUCCCUCUCAGGAGCCGGGGGCUCGUGUCCGUUACAGGACGGGGCGCCUUCUCAGGAGCCGGGGGCUCGUGUCCGUUACAGGACGGGGCUCCCUCUCAGGAGCCGGGGGCUCGUGUCCGUUACAGGACGGGGCUCCCUCUCAGGAGCCGGAGGCUCGUGUCCGUUACAGGACGGGGCUCCCUCUCAGGAGCCGGAGGCUCGUGUCCGUUACAGGACGGGGCUCCCUCUCAGGAGCCGGGGGCUCGUGUCCGUUACAGGACGGGGCGCCUUCUCAGGAGCCGGGGGCUCGUGUCCGUUACAGGACGGGGCUCCCUCUCAGGAGCCGGAGGCUCGUGUCCGUUACAGGACGGGGCUCCUUCUCAGGAGCCGGGGGCUCGUGUCCGUUACAGGACGGGGCUCCCUCUCAGGAGCCGGAGGCUCGUGUCCGUUACAGGACGGGGCUCCUUCUCAGGAGCCGGAGGCUCGUGUCCGUUUCAGGACGGGGCUCCCUCUCAGGAGCCGGGGGCUCGUGUCCGUUACAGGACGGGGCUCCAUCUCAGUCCCGCACUCGCUGCUUCUUCACAAGUUCGCCCGCGUUUACUGCCUGGGAGGAGGAGUCGGGUGCGGCGCCCUCGCUGUGUGUCAUGCCUUGGGUGUGGUUACACCAGAGACUUCACUGUUCCGUUAGCAGGAGAAUCACAUUGUUACAGCGGCUCCCGGAGAUACCGCCAUCACCCUCCCCGUGUUAUCCAGCCUUGGCUGUAUGGAGAGAAGCUGAUAUCUACAAGGGACCAGUGCAAAGAAACUUCAGCCGCCACAAUGCCAAAAACUAUCAGUGUACGUGUGACCACAAUGGAUGCAGAGCUGGAGUUUGCCAUCCAGCCAAACACCACCGGAAAACAACUCUUUGAUCAGGUUGUGAAAACAAUUGGACUUCGAGAAGUCUGGUUCUUUGGACUACAGUACCAAGAUACAAAGGGUUUCUCAACAUGGCUAAAACUCAACAAAAAGGUCACUGCUCAGGAUGUACGGAAAGAUUCUCCAUUACUUUUUAAGUUUCGUGCCAAAUUCUAUCCGGAGGAUGUUUCUGAGGAACUAAUCCAAGAUAUCACCCAGCGACUGUUCUUUCUCCAAGUGAAGGAAGGCAUUCUGAAUGAUGACAUUUACUGUCCACCAGAAACUGCAGUUCUCCUGGCUUCAUAUGCCGUGCAGGCCAAAUAUGGGGACUUUAACAAAGACGUGCAAAAAACAGGCUAUUUGUCACAAGACAAGCUGCUUCCUCAGAGAGUUCUGGAACAGCACAAACUUACUAAAGAGCAGUGGGAGGAAAGAAUCCAUGUCUGGCAUGAAGAACACAGGGGCAUGCUAAGGGAGGAUGCCAUUCUGGAGUACCUGAAGAUUGCUCAAGAUCUGGAGAUGUAUGGCGUUAACUACUUCAGCAUUAAGAAUAAGAAGGGCUCUGAACUUUGGCUAGGAGUGGAUGCCUUGGGACUGAAUAUUUAUGAACAAAAUGACAGAUUGACACCCAAGAUUGGGUUUCCAUGGAGUGAGAUCAGGAACAUCUCAUUCAAUGACAAGAAAUUUGUUAUCAAACCUAUUGACAAGAAAGCUCCAGACUUUGUAUUCUAUGCACCCCGAUUACGAAUCAACAAGCGAAUUUUGGCACUCUGCAUGGGCAACCAUGAAUUGUACAUGCGUCGUAGGAAGCCAGACACUAUUGAAGUCCAGCAGAUGAAGGCUCAAGCAAGAGAAGAGAAGCAUCAGAAGCAGAUGGAGAGAGCCCUCCUGGAGAAUGAGAAGAAGAAGAGAGAGCUGGCUGAGAAAGAGAAAGAAAAGAUUGAGCAUGAGAAGGAAGAACUGAUGGAACGGCUAAGACAGAUAGAGGAGCAGACUAGAAAAGCCCAAGAAGAACUGGAGGAGCAGACAAGAAAAGCCUUGGAAUUGGAGGAGGAGCGUAGAAAGUCUCAGGAAGAGGCUGAAAAACUUGCUAAAGACCGCCAGGCUGCUGAGGAUGCCAAAGAAGCCCUAUUGAAACAAUCACAGGACCAAAUGAAAAAUCAGGAGCAUCUGUCUGCAGAGCUUGCUGAUCUGACCAGUAAAAUCAGCCAAUUGGAACUUGCCCGUAAGAAGAAGGAAAGUGAAGCAGAAGAAUGGCAGCAAAAGGCCCAGGCAGUGCAAGUCGAUUUAGAGAAGACGAAGGAUGAACUGAAGCAUGUGAUGACCACUCCUCAUGUGCAGGAGCCAAUACACGCAGAGAAUGAACAUGACGAUGAGCAAGAUGAGAAUGGUGCAGAGGCCAGUGCCGAACUGAAAGCAGAUGCUACAGUGAAGGACCGGAGUGAAGAAGACCGAACCACAGAGGCAGAGAAGAAUGAAAGGGUCCAAAAACACCUUCAGCUGCUAAGCUCAGAGCUGGAAAAGGCCAGAGAUGAAACGAAGAAGACGGCAAAUGACCUUCUGCAUGCUCAAAAUGUGCUUGCUGGAAGAGACAAGUACAAGACACUUCGCCAGAUCCGCCAAGGCAAUACCAAGCAACGUAUAGAUGAAUUUGAAUCUAUGUAACACCCCUAUAAUAUUCUUCUCCAUUUGACUCAUUGGUCUCCUUCCUUUCAAUGGCUCAGCUGGAACUGUUUGACCACUUUGAGUCAGGGUUUGAUGCAGUACAAUCAUAGGCCUGUAGUAUUUCACAUCUUCCUCUUAUACAGGAAGAGUGUCUUCAUAAACUUGGUCGUUCCAAGGUUAGUAAGCAGCCGGCCACAGAAAGGUCUUUCCGUUUCUCCUAUAUUUUUGAAAUAUAUUACCCCAAGUAUCUCCUCCUAACAAGCUUCUGCCAUAGUUAACAAUGGAGCUUUGUGUUCCUGGUAUGUUUUCAGUUUAUCAAGACCAAACUUUAAACAUGCUGUUGUCAUUGCCCUGGUAUUAGGUGCAGUCACAUCGCUUGGUAUUGGGUGCAGAAAAAAACUUUGAGCUAGGACAGCACCACUCACUGACGUAUAUUAGUCCAUAUUUGGCUGCGGUGCUUGCGGUGUCAGGCCCCGGCCCUAGGGACCCC